GCAGCAAGUUACCAUUCUUGUUCAUUUGCGGGCGAGUCCAGUGGAGUUGCUGCUCCAGAUCGUGGCGGAGUAGGUAGAAAGCAGCUCGGCGACCUGAUUGAAACGCUCCAACGAUUCAGAUCUGAUUCCAGAUCUCUACAAUUUUAUAUUCCUCACUCCUCACUCUCUUUUGCAUAUUUGUUUAAUCUCUAUUUUCAUCUAAACACUUCCUCUAAACCCUAACCUGCUUUUCCUCCCCAGUAUUGCUCCUGCUUCGUCAGUUAACUACCUUCCCGUUUUGAUUCUCAAUUGCCAACAAAAAUCGAAGCUUUUUGUAAUUUUGUUUCCCCCCUUUUCCUGUUUGCGCAAUUAUUGGUUUCUCACAAUGAAAGAAGGUAAAUCGAUUAAAGUCAGUCACCAGCAACAGCACCAGAAUGGUCACCUCUCGCCUUCCAAGUUCGCUAAAUUUCUUGAUCCCGAAGCUUCGUGGGAUAAGGUCCGCUCUUUAAUGUAUUCAUUGAAGGAUCAAUUGGGAGAUGUUUUACAUUGGAUUCGACAAGCUCUCGGCCUUGUGUUUGGAUUAUUAUGGGGUGCCGUACCUUUGGUUGGGGGAAUAUGGUUUAUCCUUUUUUUGGUGAUAUCCUCUGGGAUCAUAUAUGGUUAUUAUGCAGUAAUAUUAAAGGUUGACGAGGAAGAGUUUGGCGGUCAUGGUGCACUCCUUCAAGAGGGUCUUUUUGCUUCUAUAACUCUUUUCCUGCUUUCGUGGAUCCUAGUUUACAGUUUAGCACACUUCUGAUUGGCAGGGCAUUGGAGGUUUUGUAAAUAUCUCCAACUGUCAGUGGCAUUCGCCAGAUGUUACUUGAUUUUAUGAGAGUUGCCUUGAAAACAAUGAGAAGGAUCAUUCGAAUCGAAAUUAUUUGUUUUACUUCCUUAAUUGUAAAACGUUUUGACUUUGCAGAGCAUGAACAAAUCAGCUUCUGGUUUCCGUGGUAAAUACUGUAUUCUCCAUGCAUUCCUAAUGGCACCACGUGUUGUAGCAAAUUAUGGACUGCAGAAACCAUGGCAAACAACAUUCUGUUUUAGUUUAUCACUGAAAUAAAGUUUGCUUGCAGGCAUAAUUCUGACGGACCUUGUUGACGCGUUUCACAUUUCCUCUUACAUUUUGUUUUGAUAUUUCCUUAACUGUACAAAUACAGCCUUUACGCUUGGUUUUACACCUCUUUCAUCUUUAAACUCAUGCUGGAAUGAAAUCUCAUGGUAGUUUUUGGCUUGCAA
Molecule: messenger RNA, 1254 nt
Organism: Neltuma alba
Lineage: Eukaryota; Viridiplantae; Streptophyta; Magnoliopsida; Fabales; Fabaceae
Exons: 4
Coding region: 365-775 (136 amino acids)
Biological process (GO): mitochondrial respirasome assembly
Source: RefSeq, a predicted model, not a curated record